AAGUAAACAAUCACAUGUAGAUAACAAAUCUAGAUCUUCAGAUGUUUGUAUUCAGUAGUCCCAGAUUCAAAACUGUUUUCGAGUCCUUUUACGUUACGAUUAAUGUAUCUUCGCCUGUAUUAAAUCACGUGUUUUAGUUGUGUUUGAUAGACAACGUUAUAUAACGUUAGAGGAAACGGCGGCUGCAUUAUCAUCAGAGUUAUUAGCGGUGAUCCAGGAUGGCAGAAGCUCAUCAGGCUGUGGCCUUUCAGUUCACUGUCGGCCCUGAUGGCAUUGACCUCCAGCUCAGUCACGAGGCUCUUCGGCAGGUCUACCUCUCUGGAGUUCACUCCUGGAAGAAUAAAUUCAUUCGUUUUAAGAAUGGGAUUUUGAAUGGUGUUUACCCAGGGAGUGCACCAGGGUUCAUGCUGGUGUUGGCGGGGUACUUGGGAAGAGCUCGUUAUUUAAAAGUGGACCCUUCUUUAGGCCUGCUCUUCAAACUUGGCAGACAUGUCCCAGUCAGUAGGUACAUGUCUACACAAAAGCAGAUGUUAGUUGGGGGUGUCAUGGUGGGCACGGGUCUGUGGAUUGCCAUCAUAUUCAGUAUGAGGACUGUCCUGAAGGGUCUGCUGUCCUGGCACGGCUGGAUGUUUGCUCCCCAUGGCAAAAUUACCUGGCAAAUUCGACUAUGGCUGAUGCUAGUCAAGAUUUUUUCUGGCAUGCAAACACCAAUGCUAUACAGCUUCCAGAACUCUCUCCCUAAUUUACCUGUGCCAUCUGUGAAGGACACCGUGAGAAGACAUCUUGAGUCAGUUCAACCACUGCUGAGUGACGAGGAACAGAGAAGAAUGCAGAGUCUUGCACUUGAUUUUGAGAAGAACCUUGGACCAAAACUUCAAUGGUACCUCAAGCUGAAGUCUUGGUGGGCCACCAAUUAUGUCAGUGACUGGUGGGAAGAAUAUAUCUACUUAAGAGGUCGUGGGCCAAUCAUGGUUAACAGCAACUAUUAUGUAAUGGACUUUCUUUAUGCCUUUCCUACACAUCUGCAAGCAGCAAGAGCCGGCAACGUCAUUCAUGCAAUCAUGCUUUACAGGAGGAAGCUGGACCAGGCUCAAAUCAAGCCGCUUAUGCUUCAAAACACCAUCCCUAUGUGCUCGUCCCAAUAUGAGCGCAUGUUCAACACCAGUCGCAUCCCAGGCAUAGAAACAGACACAGUUCAGCACAUGACUGACAGCAGGCAUAUUGUGGUGUAUCACCGAGGCCGUUACUUUAAAGUUUGGAUGUUUUAUGAUGGACGGUUACUGUUGCCACGGGAGCUAGAGCAGCAGAUGGAGAGGAUUCUGGCUGACACCUCAGAGCCGCAGCCUGGAGAGGAAACCCUCGCCGCCCUCACUGCAGGGGACAGAGUGCCUUGGGCGUGUGCCCGUGAUGCCUACCUCAGACACGGCAAGAACAAGAAGUCUCUGGAUACUGUGGAGAAAGCUGCUUUCUUUGUUACACUGGAUGACACAGAGCAGCGCUAUGAUCCAGCAAAUCCGGUGGAGUCCCUGGACCGUUACGCUAAAUCACUGCUCCAUGGGAAGUGUUAUGACAGGUGGUUUGAUAAGUCCAUAAACUUAAUUGUCUUCAAGAAUGGAACCGUGGGCCUUAAUACAGAACAUAGCUGGGCUGAUGCUCCUAUUGUCGCCCACCUCUGGGAGCAAGUGCUCUCGAUGGACCCUGUUAAGCUGGGCUACACAGCAGAUGGCCACUGUAGAGGAGAACCUCACCCUAAUCUUCCUGGACCUCAAAGACUACAGUGGAAUAUUCCACAUGAGUGCCAGACUAUGAUUGCCAACUCUCUGUCUGUGGCUGUGGCUUUGGCUAAUGAUGUGGACUCGCACAUCAUCCCCUUCAGUGACUUUGGAAAAGGCCUGAUCAAGAAGUGCAAGAUCAGUCCUGAUGCCUUCAUCCAGCUUGCACUGCAGCUGGCUCAUUAUAGGGACAAAGGAAAGUUCUGCUUGACUUAUGAGGCAUCCAUGACCCGUUUAUUUAGAGAAGGCCGUACAGAAACUGUGCGCUCCUGCACAGUGGAAUCCUGUGCUUUUGUCCGUGCCAUGAUCAGCAACAAAACGAGAGAAGAGAAACUUCACUUACUAACCCAGGCCGCUGAGAAACACCAGCAGAUGUAUAGAAUGGCAAUGACUGGUCAGGGCACUGACCGCCAUCUCUUUUGCCUCUACAUAGUGUCUAAGUACCUUGGACAGGACUCCCCAUUCCUCCAGGAGGUGCUGUCAGAGCCUUGGAGGCUCUCCACUAGUCAGACUCCUUUGCAGCAGGGGGAGCUGUUUGAUCUGGUGAAUCACCCAGAGUAUGUUACCACUGGAGGAGGCUUUGGACCGGUUGCAGACGAUGGUUAUGGUGUGGCCUAUGUGAUUGUCGGUGAAAAACUCAUCAAUUUCCACAUCUCUUCUAAGUGUUCCAGUCCAGAGACGGACUCUCAUCGCUUUGGAAACAAUAUCAGGCAAGCAAUGCUUGAUAUGCGGAAUCUGUUUCAGCUGGACAAAAAGAACCUAAAGUGAUUUGAUUGGUGAAAGGAUUAUGCUUUUAAUGACUCGCCUUAACUAUAUAUGAGCAGUGUUAAAAGAAGCUUGAAUGUUUUUUUUGUUUUUUUUGCAUGUGCCUGUGAGAUGAAGCCUAUGAAGGAGAGAAGUAGGUAGGAAGUGUGAAAAUCUCAUUGUGUCCCUAUAUGUGCUGGUGCCUUAACAUAUGUCUUAACUGAAUGGUUCAGUUCAGGUGAAAAAUCUAAAUCUAAAGUAAAACUGGAUUUCAUUACCAAGACUGCUUUCACGUUCAGUAUAUUUUACUGAGAUGGACAGUUUCAUAGAUACUUCAAUAGAUGACAUUCUCUUGACAAGAUGUCAAGGAGCAUAAUAAUUGCUUGGUUGAAGUGCUGAGCUUACAAAUCAAGCAAUACACAGCUCUCCAUUUGUGCUUUCA
This is a messenger RNA of Carassius carassius (crucian carp), 2958 nucleotides long. RefSeq names its product carnitine palmitoyltransferase 1Aa (liver) (gene cpt1aa). Lineage: Eukaryota; Metazoa; Chordata; Actinopteri; Cypriniformes; Cyprinidae. Gene Ontology annotation, biological process: fatty acid metabolic process; carnitine metabolic process. The record is from RefSeq and is a predicted model, not a curated record. Gene Ontology annotation, cellular component: mitochondrion. The coding region runs from base 219 to 2540 and encodes 773 amino acids. Gene Ontology annotation, molecular function: carnitine O-palmitoyltransferase activity. The transcript has 19 exons.